Messenger RNA from Chenopodium quinoa (quinoa), 1973 nucleotides. RefSeq lists its product as uncharacterized. NCBI's taxonomy places the organism in Eukaryota, Viridiplantae, Streptophyta, Magnoliopsida, Caryophyllales, Amaranthaceae. The transcript is spliced from 12 exons. The record is from RefSeq and is a predicted model, not a curated record. The coding region runs from base 376 to 1416 and encodes 346 amino acids.
UUUUGGAGCAUUUUUGUUAAAUUUGGAAGCAUAUAGUGCAUUUGUAAAGUUUCAUGGUUAUAUGAUGAAUAAAUGAAUUAACCAGGGGUAUGAAUUAUUUUGGGAGAACACGAAAAAAAAAAAAAAAAAAAACUAUAUUCUGCAGUUCAUUUGGAAAAAAAAGAAAAAAAAAAGGUGAUUUUAGAAAGACAGAAAAAAUUCCCUUGCUUGAGUGUAGUAUUCUCAUCCACUUACUUUCCCUCUCGACCUCUCUCUCACCAGUCAUCCCCACCGCUGCCAUUGCCACCGCCGGCACCACCAUUAACUCCGUUACUUCACGACAAACUUAUACACACGCUAUUUUCUUAUUAAGAACUGAAAAAAAAAUAAAGGAAAAUGAGAGCAGGGAUAGUAGGCAUUGUUCAUGGAGGUCCCACUUUCACUUCUAGCGCCACCGCUUCACGGUUGCGCUCUUUUCCACCUCGUUCUCUUCAUGUUCGAUGCUUUUCUUCUUCCGGCCAUGUAUCAUUUAUAAAGGAUGUUGCUUGCACUCAACCCCCUGAGCAUCUUCAUGAGCUGCUAAAUGUGCUACAAACAAAGGGUGAAACUAUUGUUUCCCCAGGAGCUAGGCAGGGCUUGAUUCCACUUGUUAUUCCACUAUCAGAAAAUUCAUCAGGUACUAUAACUGCCUUGCUGCGAUGGCCAACAGCUCCACCAGGGAUGGAGAUGCCAGUUGUGGAAGUACACAAACAUGGGGUUUGGCUUUUGGCAAAGAAUGUAAAUCAAUAUAUUCACAGAAUACUUGUUGAGGAAGAUGCGUUGAACAGGGAAGGUGGUGAUGAUGUGCUUUUUGCGGCUUCUCUUGAGGCUGGAAAAAAGCUUUAUAAAAAGGGUGAUAUGGCUGAGUCGCAGACUCCUAAUCUUGAUGUCUAUCUUCUUAAAAAGGUCGGGUUGUUUCCAGAUGUUUUAGAGAGAAAAGUGAUGCGACAUUUCGAUGAUGGUGAUCAUGUUUCAGCAUUGGUGACUGGAGAAUUCUAUACGAAGAAAGACCUUUUCCCAGGGUUUGCACGGCCUUAUGUUUUCAAUUCAAAGAUCUUGUUGAAGGUUGGGCGCGUUUCAGAAGCUAAAGAUGCUGCAAGGGUGGCACUGAAAUCACCAUGGUGGACUUUAGGUUGUCCAUACCUGGAAGUUGCUGAUAUGGCACACUGGGAAGAUGAACAAAUUGAAUACAUCAAGGAGAAGGUGACAGAAGAGGGCAGGCAGGAAGAUUUGAAGAAAGGAAAAGAACCAAUCCAGGUGGCAUUGGAUGAAGCCGCUUUUUUGUUGGACUUGGCUUCCAUUGAAGGAUCUUGGGAUGAAUGUCUUGGGCGAGUUGCUGAAUGCUACAAGGAAGCUGGACUAGAUGAAAUUGCUAGAUUUGUUAUGUACAGAGACUGAUUAUAAAACGAGCAGGAAAAUGGGAAAUCUCACCGACAAGCAAGAAAUCAGAGAAGAAGUAAUAAUGUUGUGGGGAGAAAGGGGCCAAUGAAGAAGGUGAGUGGAGAAAAGCACGCAUGGGGUCCGUUGAAAAAGCAGAGAAAUAACCGGUGAUUAAGGAAACAGGCAGUGGAAUGACUGUGUUUUUUACUUUUUUGACUACAUUAUUACAUUGGAUUCUUCUGUAUGUGUGCUACUGAUGUACUAUCUUUCUCUUACUGUCUGCUAAAGAGUUGAACAUGUUACAACUUUAGAAGGUACAAGGUUAUGGUGAUUAAAUUGGGAAAAUUAGAUAAUCUACAUAUGAUAUGACCGUUAGAUGUAUCGAUUCAGUUGAGUUUCGAACAAUUGUCUCGUUUGUGACUCGUAAUGGUUUUAUCGAUUAAAGUAACUAGCACAUGUUACAAUUAAAGGUGCGCUUAUUGGUGUUUGAGCUUAUUCGGCAAAAGUAGUUGUUGUAAUAGAUGGUAGCUGCUAAAUUUGGAUGUAUCUUUUUUUUGCUAAGUACGAUGAAUGCA